AAAUACGGAUUUGAUCCAUGUUUGAUCUUUUCUUAAUUUUAUCCUGACCGGAUGUCAUCCAGCAUCACAGCGCGCGACAGUUUGACUGCAGCAGAAAAAAAUAGACGAAUAAAUCUGUAUAUUAAGCAAUUCCUGGACAGAGGAACUGUUUAAAAACAAAAUUAUUCUAGAAAAGACAGUACCAUUUACAUUAUGUUUUACAAAUGGACAGUGAUGAGGAUUAUGAAAUGAAUUCAUCAGGCGAGGAUUUUAACCAUAGUCACCAUUUUACUGAGGAGGAUUUAUUAGACAGUCUAUUUCUAACAUGUGACGUAAAGAAAGCAGGAGUUGUACCUGUUUCUAAUUUGAUUGAAUAUCUUAAAUUCACAUCUAGUGCAAUAAGUGAGAGGGAUGAUGACUUACAGAAUUUGGAACAUUUGUUUAAUGAAGGCGGAGAUGAAGUUAAUAUUGAAACUUACAGACAAGUAAUGUACCAUUGGAUUGAUGCUAUUCGGAAGCGAAGUGAGAAUGAAUCUAGCCAAGAAGAUGGUUUGGAAAGAAGAUCAAACGGUCCUUUAUGUUUAUCUAAAGAUAUUUCGAUUUUAAGAGGACUCAACAUGGAUUCAUCUAUUGUUGAUACAUUUGGCACAGAUUUUGACCCUGUAGAUCAACAAAAUACUAUAGAAGACCUUCAGCACCAGAACAGAAAACUAACAGAGGAAAACACAAAGCUAAGACAACAGAUUGAUGUACAAGACGAUAUUGUUACCACAAACCAAAAUGAAAUCGAUAAAUUACACAAAAAGGUUAAAAGCUUACAACAGACUGCUGAUUCUAAACAUGAAACGAUAGCAGAGAAUGAAGAAUUAAAAUCAACAAUCUCAAAAUUACAAGAAAAGAAGAAAGAUUUAUCAACUAAGAUAACACAGAUUGAUAAGGAGAAUCUCAGUUAUGAAAAUCAAUGUUCUGACCUUCAAUUAAAGUUAAUUGAAUUAACAUCACAAUUGGAAAGUCUUACAUCCGCGAAAGAGUUAUUAAAUAAAGAAGCAGCAGAGUACAAGCAUGAGCUGGUCCAUGCUAGAGAUCUUAAAAGUUUACAAGAAAUUCAACUCAAUGAAAGAUAUUUAGAAGUCAAUUCUCUUAAGAAACAGCUUGAAGAUCUCUGUGUACAGCUCAAGGAUUAUAAAAAAGAAAAUGAUGAAGUGAAGUUUGAAUUGAUGCAGUCCAAACAGGACAUUACAAGUUUCAGUCAUAUGCCCUCAGAAUCUGGAGAUGGUGUAGAAGAAAUGAUUUCCAAAGCUGCUGGCAGCUUUGUAUGCAGUACCCCCAUGCGACAUAGUCAGUCACUGUGUAUGGAACUAAAAGGAAUGUUAGGAUCAGAUAAACAUUUGCCUUCACCAUUGUGUCCAAAGGAAUAUCACAAGGAGUACAGAAUGGACUUACUUCCUGUGUUUGAUGAAGAAGAUGAAGAUUGUAAUCCUGAAGAUGAUACAGAUAAUCAGUUAGCUGCAGAUAUAUCCAGCUUUACUGAGAAAUUCAAACAUAAACAGUCAGAACUUUUGGCAGAGAUUGACAGUUACUUCAGACAGGAUAAUGAGGAAAAUCAAACAUCCAAGGAAAGCUUACAUUCCAGUUUACAGAAAGAACUAACUGAGAUGACGGAACAAAUGGCAUCAUUAGCAAUUGCUAAAGAUACUGUUGAUAAAAGAGUGAACCAUUUGAGUAAAAGCAUGAAGAAAAUAAGAGAUGAGAAUGCUAUGUUGAGAAGAGUGCAGCAUGAUUCUAGAAGCAUGUUGGUUGAAUGUGAUCGAGACCUACAGAAUGUUGUUGAUAGAAGACUACUAAUACUCAAGGACAACUUGGACGAGGAGAAAAAUCUGGUUAAACGCUUAAAGAAAGAGCUCGAAGAGAAAAGUAAGACCAUUCUAAAGCUUGAAAGUUUGCAGACCUUGGAUAAAACAGAGAAACAUAAAGAAGAAAUCAAUGUCUUAAAGAGAACUAAUAUGGAGCUGUUUGAUAAAUGUGCCAAAUCUGAAGGUCAGAUAAACUGCCUACAGGAUGAUAUGAGAAAGAGCGAAAAAGAUGUGGAGAUAGAAAAACUACGAUCCUAUGAAUUAGAGGAGAAUCUGUAUUCCAAUAAACUUUCCAGACAAAUGGAUUUAAAGGAGAUAUGGAGAAUAGUACAAAAAGAUAUAGAGAAUGAAUGUCAGGAUGAAAUCAGUUUUGAGAAUGAGAUGAAUGAUUCAGCAGAUACAAUCAAGAGGAGAAUAUUCAAUGAAAUUCUGGCCCUUAAAUCUGACCUUCAUCUGACAAAGUCAACAUUUGAGCUGAACAAGUCCAAGAAAAAAGAAUCCUCUUUACGUAAAUGUAGCUGUUUUGGGACAGGUAGUUCUGCAAGCUCUCCACUUGUAGAGGCACUUACAAUAGAUUUCUUUAAUGGAAACAGACCAUUACCUCAAAUAUUAACUGAUAGCCCUAGUUUAAACAAAGAACAAUCUAGUAGAGAGAACUUGAAUGACAUGAACGAUUGUAGCUCAGUAAGCACUGAAAAUACUGUUGUUAGGAAUCGUCUUCUUUCUCAAAACUCCAGUACUGAUGGCAUUUUAGAAUUUGAUUGUCGUUCCGAAAGUGAUACAAACAUUGAUAUUAAUGAAAACGAGGACAGUUUUGUUUCGUUAGAAGAUUCUAUGACAAGCAGCUUGAGAAGGCUCAGUUACCAAGCUGCAAUCGACGAUUCUAAGGAAUCGGAUAAAACUGAUGUUGUAAUUGGAUCAACAGAUUCAGAAUCUGCCAUUGAUUUGAUCGAGAGUCAAUCUAAUUGUGAUGUGGCAGCACAGCCACAACGUCGGCUAAGUAGUGGAUGUACUUUAAUGGGGGAUGACGUUUAUCUUGGGGAUAAUAUCGACACAAGCAGCAAGGGAGUAGAGGAUUAUUGUUGGAAAGAUAACAUGGUGGUUUUCGAUGAAGAUGUUUCGUACUCAAGUUACAGCUUUUCGCACUUGUCCUAUCCAUUCCAGCCGCUUAGACAGGAUGUUUUCAGAGAUGAAGAUUCCCACAAUGAAGAAGAACCUUCUUUAAAGCAGUCAGUUGAUAGUAUCUCCUAUAGUAAAGAGGAGGAGGAGGUUAAGGUACCAGAUUCUGUGAUAAGGGAACCAGAUCUGUGUAUUGAAAAUCAAGAUUCUAGUAGUAAUGACUCAGGCUUGUCAUUGACCUCAGCUCUAACUAACAAACUUGAAAAGCUGACUUUAGAAGAGCCAGUAGAAAAGGAAGAGUGUGAGGUGGAUGGGUUAUCUCCCAUUGAGGGAAUGAAAAUGGAACAUACAGAUAUGAAAGUCACAAGUUCACAGUUAUCUCAAAUUAGACAGAACAAUUUGGCUAGACGCAGGGAACAAAUGAAGCAUAUAGCUGUCAUGCCUGAUCUGAAAGAGUCACGUGAAUCAAUGAUGAGUGGUGAGGACAUAUUACAGUCUGAGGAACCAAAACCUCCUGAAGAGAAAGAGGAUGAGGAGCCUCCAGCUGAGGUAGAGAAGGCUGUGUUACCAAGUGUUCCGGAUACAUUCCUCAAGAAGCUCGGUCUCAAGUUCAAGAAGAAUGAAAAUAUAGCUAACAGUAUCCACCAGUUAACAGAAUCUGAAAUAGAGAAUAAGUUUACCAGUCUUUCAUUAGCCUUCAAAACAGAUAAAUUGACUUUAGAGAAAAGACUAGAAAUACAAGAAAGAUACAGAGAUUUAUCAGAACAAAAUGUUGACAAAGAAAUUAAAGGUCUUAGGACCUCUUUGGAGACUAUCAGCCAGUUACCAGAAUGUGUCGAUUCCCAAGUACAAGAUGUAUUGAAGAAGAUCAGACGACAUAUAGAUGUACUGGAACAGACAUCAACAAAAGUUUCCAGUAGGGCAGAAGUAUUUGGUGCUGUUCAACAAGAGAAAAGAAUGAGCAAAGCAAUAGAAGUGAUGAUAGCUCAUGUUGAAAAUCUAAAAAUGGCGUAUGAACAAGAACAUAAGGAACUUGAAGAAGCUAGGAAACUUAUUCAGGAUGGUCGCCCAUUUGGACACACUUUCGAUUCAGAUUCUUCUGGAUUUGCUUCACGGAGGUCUGCAUCAGUUUGUCAAGGAAUUGGUGUAACAAAAACUGCCCGGCGGAGAGUGAGCGAGAGUACUGGUCCAAGAGUAGGAUCUAAUGGAACAUUAUCACAUUCUAUGUCCCUGGACUUGAUUGAUACCCGGUUGGGACUCAGGAAAGAUCCACGGGAUGACGAGGAUGCAAAGUCAAAGUUCCAGAAUGUUAUAGCAUCAACUGUGAUGAAAAAUUCAGUGACCAGUUCAUUGAGGACAAACUCUACCGACAGACUAUCUCUCAGUUCUAGAGAGCCAUCUACAGAAGGAGAGAGGUCUUUAACAGUUACAAAACAGAAUUCCAAAGAAGAAGAGGCAUUUCAAAAAGGAUUUGAGCAAGGCUACAAAGCCCUAGUUGGACGAGAUUUGGCUAAUCUAAGAGAACAACAGAACAAUGUCAGUAACACACUGGAGAACAUCAUGGAUGAAGUGGAACAGGAUACAGAACAAGAGGAAAAGAAUUUAUCAGAAACAAUUAAGGAAAAGUUUUGGGAGAAUGUGCCAUCAUGGGACGUUGCAAGCAAGAAACUCAGAAUGACCAUGGCUGGUUUCGUGUUCUUUAUGGCAUUAUGUAGUAUUGUGUUGUCCUUCUUUCCUUAUGGACAAGCAGCUAUGCAAGUACAACCCCAGUACAAACACAUGGGACAGCCUCCAUCAUGAAUCAAAUCAAGAGAACUCUGGUAUUACAUUGUUGAUGGUUUUUAUGCAUAUCUGUUAUGUAGCAACUUUGGGAAAUUUUAGAUGGUUGCGUUUUAGAAGACGCUAUUUGAUACCUCAUUUCCAAAUUUAAGGGCAUUUUGAUUUUAUUUUUGGUAUCAGUUUUAAAGAAUAUGUAUGUCUCCCUCCAAUCAGUGCCACGUCUAGGGUUUUCAAAAGGAGCUAGUUAAUUGUUAUUUAUUACUGUUAACUUAGAACCCUCAUCUUGUUCCAAAAGUUUUUUUAAAAGCUGUUAAAUAAUUUUCCCUGUAUACAAAUGUGUUUGAAAAAAACAUUAUACACAAUAAAAUUAUCUGUAAAAUUUUUGUAUCAACAAACAUGUCCCCAUUGAUUUAUAAUUAGAUUUUUAUUUUUUUAUAAUGUUGAUGGUUUUUUUCAUUUAUCAGGAAAUAUCUUUGAUUAAAAAUAAUUUGUGACAAAAUUAAUUUUAUUGUCAUUUUAUUUUUUAAAGUUAAUAAAUGUGAACUAAAAGGUGCUCUUUUUUUUUAAAUAGUUAACAUAAAAAUCAUUAAGGUAACAUAGAUGAGGGGGGGGGACACCUAUGGUGAAUUUUUGGUGAGAUAAAACGAGUAAAUUCUUAAACAAUUUUUAAUUACUUUUUGGACAUAUACUUCUCAUAAUUUUUUAACUAAAUAUGAAAUAAUUUUAUUAACAAGAUUGAAAAACCAUAUAUUACCAUUGGAAGUUGUCAUUUAUUUCUUGUUUAUUUUUUUUAUUGAUGUUUAAAAAUUAAUGAUUUAUUUAAUUGAAGAAAUCCUUAAAUAAGAAAUUAAGAUCUGUUUAUAUAUUUAAUAGCAUAAUCAGAGAAACUGUCAUAAUUCCAAUGGUCAGCCAAAUAAAGGAUGGAGACGGUCAAGUUUUGAUAUUUUUAUAAUUUUUUGUAAUUGUGAAUAUUUUAAUGUUCAUGUCUCAAAUGAGCUGCGUCGAAUAGAAACAGACCUUUUGGAAUUCAAUAUCAUGAUAAAUAUGAAAUAACUUAUUUAAAGUUAUUUCGGGUUGAAAAUAUCUAAAUACAAAGUAUGCAACUGUUUGAAAAUUGAGUUGAUAUUAGAACCCUACAAAACUGAUAUUGAACUUUGAUUACAUAUUUUAAUGUUCCGAAAUCAAUCAAAAUCUCAUACUGUGGAUUCAUUUAUUUUUGUGGGUACCAAUUUUUCGUGGAUUAAGAAAAACUUGCAUAUUCGUGUAUAUUUAAUUUCGUGGUUUUGCUGAAGUCUGCAUACAAACCUAUAGAAAAGUUAUCAUUCAUUGAAUAUUUAAUUUCCUGGUUUGACUGUGCCCACGAAAAUCCAUGAAAAUUGGUAUUCAACGAAUAAUAAUGAAUCCACAGUAUACACUUAAGUUUGAUUUCUAUACGAAGCAGCUCAAAUGUUAUCUGUUUCAACAACUGUGAUAAGUAUUUUAUUUUUCGAGGUUCUAUAGAAGCUGGUUUAAUAUAGUGAUAUUUUUUUUAAGUAAUUGAUAGGUUUUGAAUGACUUAAUUUGAAAUAUGAGUUAUUUCCCUUAUAUACCAUUGUAAGAAAUAUACUUGAUUUUCUCAUUUGAAACAUGGGAAACACACAAGUCUGAAAAAAGGUCCUUACAUGAAAUAAAAAAAAAUCAGAAAAAAUCCUUUUCUAAAGUCUAGCAAACCAUAUAACUAGCUUAAUUUUUACUGAUUAUAAAUGAAGGAUUUUGCC
Molecule: messenger RNA, 6487 nt
Organism: Mytilus trossulus (common blue mussel)
Lineage: Eukaryota; Metazoa; Mollusca; Bivalvia; Mytilida; Mytilidae
Product: inositol 1,4,5-triphosphate receptor associated 2-like
Exons: 40
Coding region: 204-4751 (1515 amino acids)
Source: RefSeq, a predicted model, not a curated record